Chanos chanos (milkfish) is the source of this 1308-nucleotide messenger RNA. RefSeq names its product class I histocompatibility antigen, F10 alpha chain-like. The transcript has 6 exons. Gene Ontology annotation, biological process: immune response. The record is from RefSeq and is a predicted model, not a curated record. The coding region runs from base 1 to 1308 and encodes 435 amino acids. NCBI's taxonomy places the organism in Eukaryota, Metazoa, Chordata, Actinopteri, Gonorynchiformes, Chanidae. Gene Ontology annotation, cellular component: external side of plasma membrane.
AUGGAUGGAAGCCCCGCUGCAAGCCCAUUGAGGUGGGCUGCAGCAGCUCUACAGGGCAGCCUCAAUGUGGGUCACUCAGUCUCCUUGGCAUUAGAGGGUCGCAGGAAAGAAGAGGCACCAAGAACAUCUUUGAAGCUGCAGAAAAAGCAUCGAGGUGGCUGUGGAUCAAGAGGGGUGAUCCGUGGUGUUGCGUACUACUUUUACACAAGCCGGGGGCUGAUCACCCCCGGCUGGGUCGCCCAGGUGAGGGUGUCUGAUGAUCUAAGACCCAAAACAUCCUAUGAUCCUGGGUUCAUCACUGACGAUGUGUCCAAGUCACGCCACCUGGUGUUUCAAGAAACACUUAUGGUUACUAAGAUGCACAAUGCACAUUCUUUUAACUGCUACUUUGUUGGAACACAAGGCCUUCACCUACCAGAAUAUUUUGAGGUGUUUGCUGUGGAUGAUGUGACAGUCUUCUACUAUGACAGUAAUAUGAAAGAAGCAGUACCUGUCCCUGAAUGGAUGAAUAGCACAGCUGCCCAACAGCUUUGGAAGGAACUUAAUGUUGGUGCAGAGGACAAUAUGAAUAUAAUGGAAACGGCAAUGAAAUCUGCCACUCAGCAGUUCAAUUUGACAGGUAUUUCCCCUGUUAAAAUUUAUCAGGCCCACGGUGGAUGCGACCUCCAUCCAGAUGGAACUGUGCAAGGCUCUUUAACACAUGCGUUUAACGGCAAGGACUUUUUAAGUUUCGACAUGGACAGUGAAACAUUUAUAGCCUCUGUUCCCCAAGCUUUCAUCUAUAAGAGGCUGAGGGAGAGAGAUCCAGCCAACCUUGAAAUCAUCUCCUCUUUUUACAAAAGGAGAUGUACUAGGAUCAUGGAGAUCUUCCUGCAACACGUUCCAGAACUAGGCAGUAAGAAAGUUCCAGAGGUCAGUCUGUUUGAAAAGCAAAGCUCUGCCUUCACAGAGAUCACAUGUCAUGUGACUGGGUUUUAUCCACGAACAGUGCAGGUUCAGUGGUUUGGGUCAGACAUGCAGCCUGUGGUUGAGGGGGUCAUUGAAGGUGAAGUGUUACCAAAUGGAGAUGGUUCUUAUCAGAUAAGAAAGAGUGUUGUGAUACCAGCAGAACACACAGACAUACAUCACUACAGCUGUGUGGUCCAGCAUAGUAGCAUCCCUGGAAAUAUCACCAAAACUUGGGUUGGUAAACAGGACUCAUCUGUCAUGUUUGCUGUGGUAAUACCUGUUGUUGUGGGUGUUUUGGUAAUGAUUGGAUUUGGACUCAUGUUCUGGUGGUACCGUAAACGUGAGACCGGCAUGCUAUAA